GCAACACACGGAUCUGUUGCGUAGCAGCCGGUGGUCCUUCAUGUUGCGAGAAGCAGCUGAAAGUUAACAGUUAAAGCUAAAUCACGGAAGAUGAGGAUGAUCCUCCGAGCGCUGGCUUUACUCCUCCUGUCUUAUUUACUGGAGGCGAAGCAGAAAGACUUUUACACGUUUAAAGUGGUGAACAGCAGAGGGAGAUUAGUUUCUUUGGAGAAAUACCGUGGUUCGGUCUCCUUGGUGGUAAAUGUAGCGAGUGAAUGUGGCUUCACAGAGGAGCACUAUACAGACCUGCAGCAGCUGCAGCGGGAUUUUGGACCGUACCAUUUCAACGUGCUGGCGUUCCCAUGUAAUCAGUUUGGCCAGCAGGAGCCCGGCAGUGAUAAAGAGAUCGACAGCUAUGUGAGGCGUGUUUAUGGAAUCUCAUUUCCACUCUUCAGCAAAAUCGCUGUGGUGGGGACAGGAGCCAACAAUGCCUUUAAAUACCUUGCAGCGGUCACAGGGAAGGAGCCUGACUGGAAUUUCUGGAAGUAUCUGAUUGAUGUGGAUGGUAAAGUUGUGGACGCAUGGGGUCCUCAAGUGUCUGUGAAAGAACUUCGGCCAAAGAUCACGGAGAUGGUGCGCAAACUCAUCAUCAAACGCAAAGAGGAGCUAUAGAAACUUACACACACACACACACACACACACACACACACACACACAUACAUCUAUC
Messenger RNA from Hemibagrus wyckioides, 706 nucleotides. RefSeq names its product glutathione peroxidase 7 (gene gpx7). The transcript has 3 exons. The coding region runs from base 91 to 651 and encodes 186 amino acids. The record is from RefSeq and is a predicted model, not a curated record. Gene Ontology annotation, biological process: response to oxidative stress. Lineage: Eukaryota; Metazoa; Chordata; Actinopteri; Siluriformes; Bagridae. Gene Ontology annotation, molecular function: glutathione peroxidase activity.